This is a messenger RNA of Opisthocomus hoazin, 1548 nucleotides long. Lineage: Eukaryota; Metazoa; Chordata; Aves; Opisthocomiformes; Opisthocomidae. The record is from RefSeq and is a predicted model, not a curated record.
CCUGGCAAGGAGGAUGUCAGAAGUAUUUCCCUGCGUCGGAUGAAUCAGUCGGGGCCGGGAAAGCCGUCUGCGGGCGACCGAGCCGCCUGGGAUCGCAGAUACUUCAGCACCUGGCGCGUGGAGCCGUGCGUCGGGGAGCUGGCGUUCAUCGACCCCGAGGUGGCGAAGAAAGCCUGCGAAGAGGUCCUGGAGAAGGUCAAGCUGAUGCACGGCGUCCCCUCCGACAGCUCAGCAAAACCAGCCGAUGGCAGCGAUGCAGAGCGUGCCCCACGGACCGCGGUGGAUUUGGCCAACGGAGACAUCGGGGAGGGCUGUGAGAUCAAGUGCUUGGACGAUCCGCCCGGCACAGCCUCCAGGAUCCAGGAGGAGGACGAGACCAUGGCCAACACGGUGAAAACCGCCCGGAAGCGGCAGAAGAACAACUCUGCUAAGCAGUCCUGGCUCCUCCGGCUCUUUGAAUCCAAACUCUUUGACAUCUCCAUGGCCAUUUCAUACUUGUACAAUUCAAAGGAACCUGGUGUGCAGGCUUACAUUGGGAAUAGGUUGUUCUGCUUUAGGAACGAAGAGGUGGACUUCUACCUGCCACAGCUGCUGAACAUGUACAUUCACAUGGACGAGGACGUGGGAGAUGCGAUCAAGCCCUACAUCGUGCACCGCUGCCGGCAGAGCAUCAACUUCUCCCUGCAGUGUGCCCUGCUGCUGGGCGCCUACUCCUCGGACAUGCACAUCUCCACUCAGCGACACUCCCGCGGGACCAAGCUGCGGAAACUCAUCCUCUCGGACGAGUUGAAGCCAGCUCACAAGAAGAGGGAGCUGCCGUCGCUGAGCCCAGCGCCCGAUACGGGGCUGUCUCCUUCCAAAAGGACUCACCAGAGGUCCAAGUCGGACGCCACCGUCACCAUCAGCCUGAGCAGCAAUCUGAAGCGCACAGCCAGCAAUCCCAAAGUGGAGAGCGAGGAGGAGCUGCCCGAGAUCCACACCAACAGCUGUGACAACAUCUCCCAGUUCUCUGUGGACAGCAUCACCAGCCAGGAGAGCCGGGAGCCCGUCUUCAUCGCUGCUGGAGACAUCAGAGAAGAAACAUCUGCAGGGGUUAAUGGGGGCUCUGCAGGCUGCGGGCAGCGGAGGUCCAUCUGGGAGCAGGAGCGCGUCCCGCUCUGGAUCAAGCCAUACAAAAUCCUCGUCAUCUCCGCCGACAGCGGCAUGAUUGAGCCGGUGGUGAAUGCUGUGUCCAUCCACCAAAUCAAGAAGCAAUCCCUGCUUUCGCUGCUGGAUUAUUUCCUGCAAGAACACGGCAAUUACAACACCGAGUCCUUCCUGACGGCCCAGAGGAAUUUCGUGCAGAGCUGUGCCGGUUACUGCCUGGUGUGCUACCUCCUGCAGGUCAAGGACAGGCACAACGGCAACAUCUUGCUGGAUGCGGAUGGACACAUCAUCCACAUCGAUUUUGGGUUCAUCCUCUCCAGCUCCCCCAGGAACCUUGGCUUUGAGACCUCGGCCUUCAAACUCACCACGGAAUUCGUGGACGUAAGUGAGCAGGGGCCGUGA